AUGGCCGCACAGACUAAUGAUCAGAUGGACAAAUCUUUUCUCACAGCUUCGAUCCCAGAGCUGGUGAAGGGAAUGAAACAAGAUGAAAAGAUCUCUUUAUUAGCUGGUAAAGACUGGUGGAAUACCGUACCCAUACCUAGACUCAAUGUCCCGAGUAUCAAAUUAUCAGAUGGGCCGAAUGGUGCUAGAGGGGAGAGCUUCUAUCACAUGUGUCCUGCAUUAGCAUUUCCCAAUGCGACUUGCCUUGGCGCUACGUUCUCCACCGAAAUCGCUGAACUCAUGGGAUCAUUACUUGCAGAAGAGACAAAAUCUCGAAAUGCUUCAUGUUUAUUAGCACCUACUAUCAACAUUCAAAGAUCACCCCUUGGUGGAAGAGCAUUUGAAUCAUUUUCUGAAGAUCCAACACACUCGGGUUUGCUUGCUGCGUCGUAUAUCAAUGGAUUACAAGAUAAAGGUGUUUCUGCGACAAUUAAACAUUUUGUAGCUAAUGAUCAAGAACACGAGAGAAUGGGUGAAGACAGUAUAAUUGCAUCUAGACCGUUGAGAGAUAUAUACUUAAGACCAUUUCAAAUCGCGCAGAAACAUUCCAAACCAUGGGCAUUCAUGACUUCCUAUAAUAAAGUGAAUGGUACACACUGUUCGGAAAAUGAUUGGCUUCUUCAAGAUAUAUUGAGAAAAGAAUGGAAGUUUGAUGGAUUGAUAAUGUCAGAUUGGUUCGGAGUUUAUUCUGUAUCAGACUCAAUCAACGCAGGAUUGAAUAUCGAAAUGCCAGGCCCUACGAAGUGGCGUCAAGAAGAAUUAGUUUCACAUUCCAUCCACUCUCAUAAAAUCGAUAAACGCACUCUUGAUAGAAACGUAACUCAGAUCCUGAAUUGGGUCCAAAAAGUUGCUAAAAUGAAUGAAUCAUUGGUAUAUGCUGCUCCUAGUGAAGAAAAGACCAGAACAGAGCAUCAGAACGCAGAUGCAAAGAUUCUUAGAAAGAUCGGUUAUGAAGGUAUUGUUUUACUUAAAAAUGUUGAUGAUGUCUUACCUCUCAACAAGCCUCAGAAGAUUGGUGUCAUAGGUCCUAACGCAAAAACGAAAGUCUUGACUGGAGGUGGAUCAGCACAACUUCGUUCAGCUUGGUCGGUAUCACCUUGGCAAGGUCUACAAUCUUACAAACCCGAAGGAGUGGAAUUAUCAUAUUCAAUAGGAGCUGAAACGUCAAAAUACCUCCCUGUUUUAGGAGAAGAAUUCACCACAUUAGAUAAGAAACCAGGAUUCGAUUUGAAACAUUAUCCUAUCAUCGAAGACAAACAAGCACCUCAACCUGUUAUAACGGAACAAUGGGAAACAUCAGAUUUGUUUAUGGCAGAUUUUAAAGAUCCUAAACUUGGAGAUCACUAUUUCACUGAACUCCUUUCGAUUUUCACUCCUACAGAAAGUGGAGAAUGGGAAUUUGGUUCUUGCGUCACUGGUAAAGCUUGGUUAUGGAUUGAUGACCAGUUGAUCCUUGAUAAUUCUAAGUAUACUUCUAGAGGUACUGGGUAUCUCGGUAAUGGAAGCUUGGAAAAAAAGGCUGUUUUCAAGGUCGAAGCUGGAAAGUCAUACUCAUUGCGAUACCUACACGAUAGUAGAGUUCCUUCGACUCUCGAAACCAGUGAUUCUACGCCUUUCAAUAUUAAUGCUAUGCGAUUAGGUGCUCAUCCUAACAUCGAUCCUGAACAAGCGAUUUUAGAUGCUGUGGAACUGGCAAAGUCAGUGGAUGUUCCUUUAAUAAUUGCUGGUCUUAAUGCAGAUUGGGAAAGUGAAGGAUAUGAUCGACCUAACUUAUCACUGCCUCUCCGAACGGAUGAACUCAUAUCUCGAGUGGCAGAAGCAAACCCAAAAACAGUAGUCGUCAUUCAAGCUGGAUCAGCCGUAUCUAUGCCUUGGAUAGAUAAAGUUUCGGGGGUAGUCUAUGCCUGGUAUGGAGGUAAUGAAACUGGAAAUUCAAUAGCGGAUAUAAUAUACGGUAGAAUAAAUCCAUCAGGUAGAUUACCAAUUACGUUCCCUAAAAGAGAAGAGGAUAUACCCGCAGCAUUGAAUUAUAAAUCAGCCAGAACUAAAAUUCAUUACGAGGAAGGAAUCUGGGUAGGAUAUAAACAUUAUAAUGAAAGACAAAUCAAACCUUUAUUCCCUUUUGGUCAUGGUUUAUCUUAUACAACAUUCGAAUAUUCAGAUCUCAAAAUUACCAAUACUCCCAAGCAAGGUGUUUCGCCAGAUGAAUGGAAAAUUGAAGUGGAAGUUAAAGUGAAAAAUACAGGGGGGGUUAUUGGAAGUCAUUCAGUACAUUUCUAUACUUGUCCUCCUGAAGAAUCUCCUACAAGCUUGAAACAUCCCAAACAAACCUUACAGGCAUUCAAGAAAGUCAAAGAUCUCUCACCCGGCGAAUCAACUACUGUGACGGUCACAUUGGACAAAUAUGCCAUUUCGCAUUGGGAUGAGGUAUGGAAUACCUUCAGAGCAGAAUUAGGAGAAUGGUCUCUCAAAGUUGGCGUAGAUGCUCAAACAAUGGUAGGAGACGUCAGAUUUACGAUCGAAGAAGAUUUAGAGUGGACUGGUCUCUGA
Molecule: messenger RNA, 2589 nt
Organism: Kwoniella shivajii
Lineage: Eukaryota; Fungi; Basidiomycota; Tremellomycetes; Tremellales; Cryptococcaceae
Exons: 6
Coding region: 1-2589 (862 amino acids)
Biological process (GO): glucan catabolic process
Molecular function (GO): beta-glucosidase activity
Source: RefSeq, a predicted model, not a curated record